Messenger RNA from Hordeum vulgare subsp. vulgare (domesticated barley), 1122 nucleotides. Its product is annotated as auxin-responsive protein IAA3-like. Bases 121 to 858 code for a protein of 245 amino acids. The transcript has 5 exons. NCBI's taxonomy places the organism in Eukaryota, Viridiplantae, Streptophyta, Magnoliopsida, Poales, Poaceae. Gene Ontology annotation, molecular function: protein binding. The record is from RefSeq and is a predicted model, not a curated record. Gene Ontology annotation, cellular component: nucleus. Gene Ontology annotation, biological process: regulation of DNA-templated transcription.
UUUCCCUCUGCCUCCCUCCCCCCUAUAGCAAUCAAACCACCAGCUCCACUCCCCCCCUCCUCUCCUCCGCCCUCCCCCUCCCCCUCCAGCUACUCCCCAGUUCAUGUCCUGCUGGUUCCCAUGUCGCCGCCUCUCCAACUCGACUACAUAGGCCUCUCGGCCGCCGCCGGCGGCCGCGCGGACGACGACCUGAAAGGCACCGAGCUCCGCCUCGGACUUCCCGGCUGCGAGUCGCCGGACCGCCGCCCGGUCGCCGCCACCACCACACUGGAGCUUCUGCCCGCCAAGGGCGCCAAGCGAGGGUUCUCGGACGAGGUCCUGCCGCCUGCGCCGUCUGCCGCCGGCGGGAAAGGCAAGGAGACGUCCGGGGAUGAGAAGGACAAGAAGGUCGCCGCACCGCCGCAGCCUGCUGCCAAGGCUCAGGUGGUGGGAUGGCCACCAAUCCGCAGCUACCGCAAGAACACGAUGGCAACCACCACCAACCAGCUGAAGAGCAGCAAGGAGGAUUCUGACGCGAAGCAGGGGCAAGAGUUUCUGUAUGUCAAAGUCAGCAUGGAUGGCGCGCCUUACCUGAGGAAGGUUGACCUCAAGACAUACAAGAACUAUAAGGACCUGUCUCUGGGGCUAGAGAAAAUGUUCAUUGGCUUCAGCACCGGUAAAGAUGGUGUAUCUGAGAACAGAAAGGAUGGUGAAUACGUGCUGACCUACGAAGACAAGGACGGAGACUGGAUGCUGGUUGGUGACGUCCCAUGGGAGAUGUUCACCGAGUCUUGCCGAAGGCUGAGGGUCAUGAAAGGUUCAGAUGCAGUUGGACUUGCAGUUCCAAGGGCAGGGGAUAAGUCCAAGAAUAAGAACUAAAGCGGUUGCUGCCCACAGUUUGAAGACGGGGUCGCACAUACCGUCUGUACUACCGCAUGGUUUUUCUAUCCCGCAAGUAAAAUCACUCCGUUACUCUACUGUUGUAAGAUUUGUGAUGUCUCCUAGAGACUUAUGCUUUAUAUUUUGUCGUGCCGAAGUUGUUGUACGCAUGCUAUUUCCAUCCGUGUAAAUGGUUGGUAAGCAGUGCGAGAGCUACUGCUGUGAUUUGAUGACUUCUAUGUAUUUUGCCAGUGUUGUCCUGAA